AUGAUUUCCAAGCCCUGGCACUCCUCGGGCUCCACCAUCACCUCCUGCUAUGAGCUGGAGAUGCGGGAGGUUCUCUCCCAGGUUGGGCAGCUCGGCCACCUCUGCACUGGUCUGAAAGAGCAGGUGGAGCAGCUUAAAUCUGCAAAAGUAGAACGUGCGGAUCUUGAGGACGUGCGCCGGCCCUUCCCGAAGGGAGGUCGGCAGAGCAUCACCAGCAUCCUGGCCGACCUCAGGUGCCAGGUGUCCUUCCUGCAGGACAUGGCCAGGACACUCCGCGGGGAGGAGGAGAAGAAGGUCAAGGCAGAGCGCAAGGAGCUGGGGAAGCAGCAGGAGCCGACCCAGGCCGAGCUGGAGCAGUUUGCAGCUGAGUAUGUGAAUAACUUGGUGAGGGAGACAGCACAGCAGCUGCAGGCAGAGGUGAGGCCCGGGGGCAGCGCUCCCAGCCCCCGCUGGCUAGGGAGGGUCCUGGCGGGGUCCCGGCCACGUCCCUUGGCUGGAUGGGGCCAUGGAGCCUCCACGGCACCUGGGCUUGUGGGCGGCAUCCAGCCCGGCUCAGAGCUGAUUCCUCCUCCCCUCCAGCAGCCGGACGAGCCGAGGGCGACGGUGCAGAGCGGGGGACACGAGCAUGCAGGGUGCCACUUCUGCAGCCCGGACACCAGGGUGCUGCUGGGGAAGCUCCUCCAGCGCUGCAAGAAGCUCGAGGAGCAGGUGGAGUCCCUGGCCCAGAAGGCGGGCGGCAAGGUGGACAAUUAUCCAAAGUGGAGGAGACAGUCCCUGCAGCAGGACGAGCAGAUCAAGUGCCUCCAGGCCAGCAUCAUGCAGCUCCAAAAGGACUAUGAGAAGUUCAGCUCGGCCCUUGCAAACCUCCAGCAUGAUCGCCAGCAGGAGCAGAAUGACAUCAAGGCUCUGUCCCAGGCCCUGGAGAGAAUCAAGAAGCAGAAAGCAGACAAGGAGGAGCUGCUGGUGCUGGGAAUCGAUGAGAAAGCAGACAAAGACAAAGUCAGUCGCAGCCAGUUUGAGGCGUGCGUGGAGCAGCUGAACAAGGUGAUGGAGGAGGUGACGGGCCAGGAGAAGUUCUUGCACCGGUUCCAGCAAGAGCUCCAGAGGCAGAUGGACUGCAAGCUGGACCGCCGGGAGCUGGGGGCAUUCCAGCAGCAGCAGGAGGAGCGGUGGAAGAGCCUCAGCGGGCAGCUCCAGGAGAAGGCGCUGCAGCCAGAGCGUGACGAUGCCGCUGGGAUUAGGAAGCAGCUGCUGCCUGGUUUCCAUUGCCUGUCCUGUGACCGGCCCCUCAACAUGCUGGCGUCUGGACCGGAGCGGACGGGCGAGUGCAGAUACCCCACUGUUCCGCGGAGCUGUGGGGGCCCACGCACUGUCAGGCCCCCGCGCUUCCAGCCCCAACCGCCCAGCACCCCACGGCCAUCCCAACCCAGUGCCCGCAGCCCCAACAAGAAGGACGCGAUGCAGCUGUCGGGCCAGGACGGCACUGAUGGGAACCGGCAGGACGAGCAGCUCUCCAUGAUGGGGGCUUCUCAGCUAUCCGCAAUGCCAAGGGCCACCCCAGACACCUCGACCUCGGGCAGCCAGCCAAGCACCCCCUCCUCACUGAGAUCAGCUGAGCUGAACACCAACCUGCCUCGUCUCCCGGACGCCUCACCCUGGCACCGAAGCUGCUGCCGCACAUCCAUCCCCCCCCCAGUGAACCAACCCCCUGACAGCCGGGCAGGACGGGGGUCCCGGCCCCGGUCCCACCGCCCCGGGCAGCAGCUGCAAUAAAUGGUUAUGGGCA
This is a messenger RNA of Columba livia (rock pigeon), 1786 nucleotides long. RefSeq names its product glutamine-rich protein 2-like. Bases 1 to 1773 code for a protein of 590 amino acids. The transcript has 11 exons. Lineage: Eukaryota; Metazoa; Chordata; Aves; Columbiformes; Columbidae. The record is from RefSeq and is a predicted model, not a curated record.